This is a messenger RNA of Choloepus didactylus (southern two-toed sloth), 1918 nucleotides long. It is a transcript of the gene HSBP1, whose product is annotated as heat shock factor binding protein 1. Bases 111 to 341 code for a protein of 76 amino acids. The record is from RefSeq and is a predicted model, not a curated record. Gene Ontology annotation, molecular function: transcription corepressor activity. Lineage: Eukaryota; Metazoa; Chordata; Mammalia; Pilosa; Megalonychidae. Gene Ontology annotation, cellular component: cytosol; nucleus. Gene Ontology annotation, biological process: cellular heat acclimation. The transcript is spliced from 4 exons.
CCGCGACGGUCUUCUCACAUCGCGAGACGAAGCCGCUGGGGCGUCUGCGCUGACAAACGGAAGUGUAGGUGAGGGGCCGAGGCUUCGCCGCCAAGCUGGGCACCGGGGAGAUGGCAGAUACUGACCCUAAGACCGUGCAGGACCUCACCUCGGUGGUGCAGACCCUCCUGCAACAGAUGCAAGAUAAAUUUCAGACUAUGUCUGACCAGAUCAUUGGAAGAAUUGAUGACAUGAGUAGUCGCAUUGACGAUCUGGAGAAAAACAUUGCAGACCUCAUGACACAGGCUGGGGUGGAAGAACUGGAAGGUGAAAACAAGAUACCUGCCACACAGAAGAGUUGAAGGUCUCUGAUUUGCAAUAAAAUCUGGAACACCGUUUUUACAAGCCAAGAGAAGACUGAAUGGCUUUUUGCAACUACUAUUGUGUACACAGGUUUUAUAUUAUAAAGCGUGCACACUUGUCAUAUACUAUAUUGUUAGUUUUCAGAGUGAUUUUUUUCUGCAUUUUCUUGAACGUGGUAACUUCACAUCUUGGGCCUUGGUCAAUUGUGCCAUUAAAUAUUAAACACUAAACUCUGGCAGUUCCUGCAUAAUAUUGUCAAAUAUUUUAAUGUACUUUUGUGAAGUCACUUUUUUUCUGUCAUUCCUUUUGUAGUAGUUGCUGUUUGAUAAAAAUUGCUGUGUAAUUUAGACAAAUAGUAAAUCCUUCAAUUAUAAGUGGAUUUUGUGAAAUUAGAGAUUUGAGGAGCUUAGGUUUUUUAAUUUUCAGUAUAGAGUGACAGUUAAACUAACACCAAAUAGGUUGGCAGUAUUUUUCAACUUGACUAAAAAAAGUUUAAAAAUUAUUUAUUAAGAAAUAUUUGGCACUACCUUGUUACCAAAACUCAGAAUCAAACCACAGAUUCAUAUCUUUUUUUUUCUAUUUUAAGUCUCUGAGAUCAGAUGCUACAGUUGAUGAAAAGUAACUGCUGCCACUUUAGUGUGUUACAAUUGUUAAGUAUGGAAAACAACGGAAUAGCCCAGUGGAAUGGAAUGUUAGCGUUUUGCAUGAGAUUCUAAUACAGUAGAACCCUACAGUGUUCAUCUGCACUGGUUACCACAACAAAGUCUGGCAGGAUUCUAAAAUUGAAUUAUUCCAUCUUUUCUUUGAGCAACUGGAUGGAAAAAGAAACAGAAAAGGGAAAGAGACCACAUUAAGUCUGUGCCAGUCGCUUGGCUGAAAAAUGACCCAUGACUUUGUUGUAGUAGGAUGAGGUCUUAAGAAUUACUCUUUUACCUAAACAGUUUCUUAGCUCAGUUCUUUCAGAGUAACAACUUUAUAUUGAUCAUAGAAGCCUAGAGUAAAAAUUCUUGCCACUCAAAAGUCGGUGUCAGGCGUGCUAAGCUUAGAGGCCAGUAUUGAUGACAUCAGAGGGGAUUCCUGUGAUUGUCACAGCAGAGUGACUUUAUAUAACAAAAGUUUAAAAAAUUUAAAAAGUUGAGGAAUAGUAUCGUACUUGACAGAGGAAAAUGCUUAAUGAACACUGUAUGCUUUUUUCUUGUUUCCUAUAUCACAGUCUUCAUUGUUUGUAUUACAGGUAUAUAAUAAUAUUAAGAAAUAAUGUGUCCUAUUUAUAAAUCAUGGGAACGAAGAAGUAAAAUCCUUCAGUAGUAAAAUGGAUUAAUGGUUGUUAUUCCCCAGCUGCAGAAACAACUUUGAGCAGGCCGGUGGGUAAUGCUGCAAGGUCCUCGCCAUCCAUUUGGGCGAGGCCAUGUGAAACCUGGGGCAGGAUGGAAAUUACCUCACCUGAUGCUGUUGUAAGAGAGUCUGGAUUUAGUUAGGAGUUGGCUUCUGUAAGUAACCAGGGAGGAAGAUUUCCAAGGCAGUCUCUCCACCAAAAAUGUCUGCCGUGAAUAAAAGUGUGCCUGAAAUCCAACUA